Molecule: messenger RNA, 1255 nt
Organism: Megalops cyprinoides (Indo-Pacific tarpon)
Lineage: Eukaryota; Metazoa; Chordata; Actinopteri; Elopiformes; Megalopidae
Product: 26S proteasome non-ATPase regulatory subunit 7-like
Exons: 7
Coding region: 71-1069 (332 amino acids)
Biological process (GO): proteasome-mediated ubiquitin-dependent protein catabolic process
Cellular component (GO): proteasome regulatory particle; proteasome complex
Molecular function (GO): protein binding; metallopeptidase activity
Source: RefSeq, a predicted model, not a curated record
GUAAAAGUGUGUGCGCUGUGAAGGAAGAAGUAAUUCUGAUCCUGCUAGAAAACAGUUUUACAGGCGAAAAAUGCCGGAGUUGGCCGUGGAAAAAGUUGUUGUCCAUCCGUUAGUGCUUCUCAGUGUGGUGGACCACUUUAAUCGAAUUGGAAAAGUUGGUAGCCAGAAGCGAGUUGUUGGAGUAUUGCUGGGCUCGUGGCAAAAGAGAAUCCUUGAUGUGUCCAACAGUUUUGCAGUGCCAUUUGAUGAGGAUGACAAGGAUGACUCUGUUUGGUUCCUUGACCACGACUACCUGGAAAAUAUGUAUGGCAUGUUCAAGAAAGUCAAUGCCAGGGAAAGAAUAGUUGGCUGGUAUCAUACAGGUCCAAAACUGCACAAAAAUGACAUUGCAAUCAAUGAACUCAUGAAGCAGUACUGCUCAAACUCAGUUUUAGUUAUUAUUGAUGUGAAGCCGAAGGACUUGGGUCUACCCACAGAAGCAUACAUCUCUGUAGAGGAAGUGCAUGAUGAUGGCACUCCUACGUCCAAGACAUUUGAACACGUGACAAGCGAAAUAGGGGCUGAGGAAGCAGAGGAAGUUGGUGUGGAGCAUUUACUCAGAGACAUUAAGGACACCACAGUGGGCACCCUCUCCCAGCGCAUCACCAACCAGGUGCAUGGGCUUAAGGGCCUGAACUCUAAGCUAUUGGACAUCAAAAGCUACCUGGAGAAGGUAGCUAUGGGCAAGCUACCCAUCAACCACCAGAUCAUAUACCAGUUGCAGGAUGUCUUCAACCUGUUGCCAGAUGUCAACCUACAAGAGUUCAUCAAGGCCUUCUACCUCAAGACCAAUGACCAGAUGCUGGUGGUCUACCUGGCCUCCCUCAUCCGCUCUGUGGUGGCUCUGCACAACCUCAUCAACAACAAGAUCACCAACCGUGAUGCAGAGAAGAAAGAGGGCCAGGAAAAGGAUGACAGCAAAAAAGAGAAGAAGGAAGAGAAGGAUAAAGACAAAGAUAAGGACAAGGACAAGGACAAGGACAAGGGGGAGGCUUUGACUCGGAAAGAUGACAAGAAGGAGAAGAAAUGAGCUAAUGGGGAAUAAGUACUAAAUGAACAACUGUUGCUACAUAUGAGACCAGUGGAAGUCUUUCUUUUUUGGGUUUUUUGCUUGUUUCCUUUGUAUACAGUGAAAGCUGGUAAAGCUUUACACCGUCUUCAUAGUUAGUUGGGCACUGUAUAUAUCUUUUUGAUAAAAAGGACUCAUUUUCCCAUU